Messenger RNA from Cydia fagiglandana, 3772 nucleotides. It is a transcript of the gene Der-2, whose product is annotated as derlin-2. Gene Ontology annotation, biological process: endoplasmic reticulum unfolded protein response. Gene Ontology annotation, cellular component: Hrd1p ubiquitin ligase ERAD-L complex; endoplasmic reticulum membrane. Lineage: Eukaryota; Metazoa; Arthropoda; Insecta; Lepidoptera; Tortricidae. The transcript has 5 exons. The record is from RefSeq and is a predicted model, not a curated record. Bases 304 to 1119 code for a protein of 271 amino acids. Gene Ontology annotation, molecular function: misfolded protein binding; ubiquitin-specific protease binding.
AAUAUAGCUUCAAUGUUUUCCCUUUUGCUUUUCUGGCUUUGAUUUUCUUUUGCUAAAUAAAAAGAAAAUACUAUUACGGCAAGUUUAAAUGUACAAUAAACAGAAAGACAAUUGUUAACAUGAGAGCUAUAUCAACUCGUAGUAAACAUUAAACUGUGCACCUAUAAGUAAUCGUGUAACAUUUUGUACAAUUCUGAUGUGGCCCAAUCAUGUUGAGUCCGUGACUUAUCUAUCAGCUAAUUUCGUUUUGUAGUUUUUUCUACUUAGCUGGUUUCGGUUAUAAAUUAAGUUCUGUGUGCAAUAAUGGCGUACCAAACUUUUCUUCAAGAGUAUAUGCUUAUACCACCGGUCACAAGGGCCUAUACAACCGCUUGCGUUGUCACAAGUCUAGCAGUCCAACUGGACCUAGUGUCUCCGUUUCAACUAUAUUUCAACCCUAUACUGAUCCUCAGGAAGUACCAGCUAUGGCGGCUGGUGUCGACAUUCCUAUUUUUUGGGAACUUAAAUUUUAAUUUCUUCUUCAAUAUGAUAUUUACAUAUAGAUACUGUAGGAUGCUGGAAGAAGGGUCAUUUAGAGGAAGAACAGCUGAUUUUGUUGUUAUGUUCGUGUUUGGAGGAGUACUGAUGAUUUUGUGUGCCUUUUUCGUUAACCUAUUAUUUUUAGGACAAGCAUUCACCAUCAUGAUUGUGUAUGUGUGGUCUCGUCGGAAUGUAUUUGUUCGGAUGAACUUCUUCGGACUGAUGAAUUUUCAGGCUCCUUACCUACCGUGGGUCCUGCUCGGCUUCUCUGUACUGCUAGGGAACGCGAUAUCGGUAGAUUUGGUCGGCAUGGCCAUUGGUCACAUCUACUUCUUCUUGGAAGAUGUACUUCCGAGGAAGAGGGGUGGACAGAAAAUACUUAAAACGCCGAAAUUCUUGAAGAAACUCUUCGACCCAGCCUCUGAAGAUCCGGACUACGAGCCACUACCAGAGCUCGACAAUAUCCGGCCAGGCGGCUUCAACUGGCGGCGGAACCCUGAAGACGAUGCCAACGCCAACCCCAACCCCAAUGCUAACGCCAAUCCCAAUGCUAACGCUAAUGUCAAUCAAAACCCUAAUGCGGAAGGUGACGCCAGAUAAGAUCUCAAACUGUACAGUGUCAUAGACAGUCAUAUUACGCGAUACAUACAGAUCUAGUGAUAAAACCUUUCCCACAGGCCUGGGAACCUGAAAAUUGGGGCUAUAAAAUUAAUGUUCUAUUUUCUUUUUGUGUCAGUAUAAUACCCUAAUUAUGUAAGAGUGAUGGACAGGGAGGUACAGUCGCCAUGUAUAUCUGAUUGCGACUGUCCAUAUACUUGGGUUUCUCGCUGAAAUUAUGCGAAGAUUUUCUCACUACAUAGGGGUCAUCCAUUAAUUACGUCACACGAAUUUCUAGGUUUUUUGAGCCCUCCCCCCCUCCUUGUCACACUUGGUCACAUUUGGCAAACCCCUCCCCCCUAGUGUGACGUCACAUUUUUUCUACGAAAUCGCCAAAUCGAAUUAAGUAAGUACCUAAGCAUUAUUAAUAUUUUAUCAAAAUAUUUUUGACGAUAUAAAUAUUAGUAAUUUUAUAACCCAAAACUGCUUAGGAAAGAAAAUUAAACGAAUAAAAACGAUUAAACUUGUUAUUUAAAUGUAUAGCGAAUAAAAUAAUUUAAAUAAAUUUUCGUUUACUGAUGAAGUUAAAGUGACGUCACAAAGUUUGUGUCUCCCCCCUCCCCCAUGUCACAAUAUGUCACAUUUUCUUGACCCCCUCCCUCCCCCUAAACGUGUGAUGUAAUUAAUGGACGACCCCAUAUGUAUGAUCAAUAUAAUUUUAUAAGACGCCAUAGGACGGGAGUAGCGAAAUAGACAACUGGAAUACGGCAAGGCAAAAAUACGGCAAGGCAAAAAGAUCGUGCCCAGUAAUAAAAUGUUACAGGAGGCGAUUGCUCCAAAUGCCACAUGUUAGGUAAAGGCAUUGAAUAGGAGGGAAAGCGGUAUGAAGGAGCCAGGUUUUAAAAGAGAAAGAGUUUCGAAUUUUGUACAAGUUUAAUAUUUGUAGGUGACGGAAAAUUGUUGUGCCUACUAAAUCAAAUAAAUUUUUGCUUAUUUCAAAAUCUGGCUCCUUCAUGCCACUUUUCCUCCUACAGUGCUCUUGAGUGAGUUUAAAAAAAAGAUAAAUAGUUCUACAAAUUGAAGACCAAAGCAAUUUAGCUUAGCUUAUAUGACAAAAUUUUAUUUAACGUGUUUUUAAUUCUAACUUUUUAUGAGCAUUGCAACCGAUAUAUUUGUUUCAAGAGAGUAACAUGAACCUAGAACUGGCAGUGGCUAUUUGGCUAAUAAUGGUAAUGAGUAAUAACGUCUGAACUUUAAUUUUUCAAAUUUAUUUUAUGUACAGAUUCAGAUGUGUUCGGUUUAUCCGUUAGCGCGUAUCUAUUUAUUAUAUAUUAUAAUAUUAUAUUAAAUUACAGUACGGGCUUAGAACACUGCUAUUAAUUUUUUGCUGCUUCCGAACCGCAAAAAUUGUAACGUACAGUCGCCAUCAGAUUAAUCGGGACGGCCAAGGUGCUCGAGCGCCCCGGUAUAUCUAAUGGCGACUGUACCUACGGCAUGCUUCAUAAGCACACACUUGCAAGACUGAAACCGCAAGAAAUUAAGACAGAAAUUAAUCGCAGUGCGUUUGCGUUGAAUAGUCGAGUAAAACGUAAUUGUCAGUUUAUUAAAACUAUCAGCUUAUAUUUUAGUGCUUCCAUUAUUUUGAGUCUAUUGUUACUUUGAUUUUAAGUAAAUAAGUUAUUUUAAAUUUGUUGACAGCGCCAUUGUGCCUAUUUUCAGUGUUUAGUUUUUUUAUUUAAUCAAAAAUAAAUUAUAACAUAUCUAUUCAAUAUCAUGAGUACCUAUGCAGUCACUGCAGUCAGUCUCAAAGAUAUUACGACGUAGUUCAGGGGAAAAACCACGGAAGAAUGAAUGAGCGCGCCGCGGAAAAACAAACUUUAUAAAAUCAAUUUUGUAAUCGGGACCCUUAAAAUUAAAUUGAUUCUAGUAGCAAGGAAUUACGGUGCAAAAUGGAGUGUUAAAUACUUUACAUUUUAUUAACCUUUUAACCGCCAGCAAUUUUUGGUCGAGCGUGCUCGUAUCGCCACCGACAGUAAUUGUACCACGCAGAGUAAGGUUGCCAUAGUUACGGGAGUUAUAAAUGUGCUGUAAAAAUCAAAUCCGAUCUUUGUCUUAUUUAUCAGACUGUGGCGAAAUGAGCUGGAUAUGUAAUGUCUUAUAUAUCAGACUCUGGCGGUUAAAGGGUUAAUUUAGCCUUAGGCUUGCCUAAACCAUUGAAUUUUUAAAUUGUGAAAUUAGAACUCACUUUACCUUUUAGACUGCAGCUCCAUCUGCGUUUACUUUGCUCAUUAACUUGAAUUUAAAGUUUUUAUUUUGGUCCACUAAGAUAUCUUAUUGAAAAUGUACAUCCGGUCAGUCCUAGGUUAUUUGCAAUUUUACUUUUCACUCAAGUUGUACAUAAAAUAUAGUGUUUUUCCGUAUAAAAUAAAUAUUUUCAAAACGACACGUUUUGUAUAGGAGCGCAUCGUUUAUAACGGCGUAAAUUCCUGUCAUUCGUUAGGUUCAUCUUCAUACGGAACGACACACAGUAUCAAUGUCUGUCCUGUAUAUAUUUUGUAUAAUAAGAAUAAUUAAGAUAAAUGUGUUUUGUAAUCAUUCAGUUGUGUAGGGUUUCUUCAAUGUGGGGAUUUGUAUGUGAAUAAACGAUGUGGCCCAU